AACAAGGGGAUUUUUAUGAAUUUAGCCGAUAUGAAUCUUCUUUCACUCGCUCCAGGCUAGGAUUAGCAAUGGCCCAGUGACAGUGGCAGUGGAACAAGCCGACAACGCUCCCAGGAAGAGAAUGCUGCCAGUGCCAAGGUGGUGUGGAGGAACAGCCGGUCGGACGCAGGACAGUUAGAUGAUGGGGGCUGAUCUGAUGUUUUGCGUUUUGUUGACUUUAGCUCUACAGGCCGAUUCCUGCGUCUCGAUGAAUCGUAACCGCCUCGCGAAGAAUUCGACGAUUAGCCAGGCUCUGAGUGGGACGAAUGCUGCCAGAAUUGUUGGGAUGGAUCACCUGUGGUGUUUUUAUUGUUCUUUCGAUGUCGAAGCUUCGCUAACGCUGGCUCUUCGAAUCGAUCCUUGCCCGCCGCGGAUCGUGGCCAUGCCUUUGUGCCAAGUGAAUCGAACCUGGAGGAUAACCUCAAGAAACGCUGCCCUAGAACCGUGAAUGGUAUGGGGGGGAUGAGAAUCGUUUCUUUCAUCUUGACGUCUUGCUGAUGCCGUGUCUGCAGGUCUACUGGUACCGACCGC
Molecule: messenger RNA, 570 nt
Organism: Guyanagaster necrorhizus
Lineage: Eukaryota; Fungi; Basidiomycota; Agaricomycetes; Agaricales; Physalacriaceae
Exons: 1
Coding region: 179-487 (102 amino acids)
Source: RefSeq, a predicted model, not a curated record